Messenger RNA from Hypanus sabinus (Atlantic stingray), 12543 nucleotides. RefSeq names its product ciliogenesis and planar polarity effector 1 (gene cplane1). Gene Ontology annotation, molecular function: protein binding. Bases 1039 to 10890 code for a protein of 3283 amino acids. The transcript is spliced from 53 exons. Gene Ontology annotation, biological process: cilium assembly. Lineage: Eukaryota; Metazoa; Chordata; Chondrichthyes; Myliobatiformes; Dasyatidae. The record is from RefSeq and is a predicted model, not a curated record. Gene Ontology annotation, cellular component: ciliary transition zone.
GUCUCCCAUCUCCACCACCCAGAUAUCCCAAGUCCCAUCUCCACCACCCAGAUCGCCCGUCUCCCAUCUCCACCACCCAGAUCCCCCCGUCUCCAUUCUUCACCACCCAGUUCCCAUUUCGUCUCCUCUCUCCAGCUCUCAGAUCCCCUGUCUCCCAUCUGCGCCACCUAGAUUCAUUGUCUCCCCUCUGUACAUCUCCAGAUCCCUUGUCUCCCGUCUCCACUCUCGAGAUCCUCUCUUGCCUCUCCACCCCUGCGUUUCCCUGUCUCUCCCCAGAUCCCAUCACCCACCUUGACCCUCCAAAUUACUGUCUGCACCCUAUUCCAUCUCCCCACACCACCCUCCAGAUACCCUGUCUCCCCUCCACCCCAUAGAUCCCUUGCCUACCCCCCAUGUAUCCUGUCUCCCCUCUCCACCCACCAGAUCCCCUGUCUCCCCUCUCUUACCCCACCCCCCGAUCCCCAGACUCUAGUUUCAGAACCAGACACACAGAUUGCUGGAGAAUCUCUGCAGAUCGGACAGCAUCCACGAAAGCGAAGGAACGGUCAAUGUUUUGGACCGGGAAAGGAAGGGGGAAGAUUUUCAGAAUAAUAUGGUGGGGGAAGGGGAAUAUGGAUAAGCCAGAGGGUGACAGAUGAAGUCAGAUAUGUGGGGGAAGGAGGAUGAGCUAAGACGCUGUGAUGUGAGGAGAGGGCUGGAGAGAAAGGAAUCUUUUUGCAAAGUUGAUCAUGGGAAAAAGGAAAGGAGAAGGGGAUCCAGUGGGAGGUGAUAGAUAGUUGAGGAAAAGAGGUAGGAGACCAGAGUAGGGAAUUGAAGAAGAGGGGAGGGGGAGAGAAAAGAUUGCUGGAAGUUGGAAAUAUUGACGUUCAUGCCAUCAGGUUGGAGGCUACCUAGACAGAGUCUGAGAUGUUGCCCCUCACUGAGAGUGGUCUCUUCGUGGCGGAAGAGGAUUUGGAAUGGGAAUGUGGCCACUGGGAAUUCUUGCUUUGUGUGGAUGAAGUUGCUCUUGUAGCCUGACAGAGGUGUUCCUUUUGCAUUAUGAACCUUAAACUAGAGGUGCUUCUGUCUGCCAGCAUUAAGCAGAAGAAACCUUGGCCGCGCCUGCACUGGAUUGGACAGGAGAAGGAGGCCAUUCUACUGAGUGAUGAGCAGCAACUGAGCGUGCUCAACCUGUCUACAGGCCGGACACAGAGGAAGAUACCCAAGGUGCAGCCCCUGCUGAAGAACGUGCUGAGUGUUGCCACCUCUGCCAGCGGUACCUGGCUGGCAGGAGUGUUGACGACAGGAGAACUCUUCCUGUGGAAGAAAGAUGCGGACUGUCUGAAGACGGUGGGGACAGUGGAAGAGGUGGGCACAUUGACAGCAGCUGCCCAGGAGUCUGCUGUAAAGCUGUUCUUGUUCGUGUCGAACAAUGGGAAGCGGCUUCUCUUGCUCAGUCAGACAGGCACAGCAUUUCUUUGGGAGAGUACUGAGCAGCAAGAUUUGCCAGAUGUUCCUGGACCACGACUGAAUGGGCAGUGGGCUCAGAUUUUACCCAGUGACCAGGUCAGACUUCCCCAGGGAGAAGACGAGGAGAGCGCCGUGCAUGCGGUCUUUGUCACUGAUGAGGUACUGGGUGACUGCUGCUUCUGCUCCUUCGCCUUUGUCUACAGUGACGCUCUGGUGUUGACCACCUUGAAAGUGAAGUGGUUUGAGCAAGUGGAACGCUGUGUUAGUACUGUGCCGUUCUGUGCACAAUGGACAACAGAGGUCCAGGACCUGGGGGUCCUGAGCCCAGCCUGUCAGCCGGUGAAGUUGAGAGGAGCGCUGCUGUCUGCCUUCUCUGGGGACGCGCUGGUGCUGGCUGUUGUUAUUAAUCAGAAUGAUCCCAAGGCCACUCAGGUGCUGUUUGUGAACCCGAUGAAUGGGGUGGCCGUGUCGAGCAGCCUGCAGGGUUGUGGCAGCAGUGAGUGCCCCGUGCCAACCAACUUUAUAAGAUCCUACUGGGUGGGAGGAGUGAGCUGGACACAUGAUGCCCUCUUCCUCGCCUGUGUACUGGAGCGUGGAUCAGUGCUGCUCCUGUCCCGACUCGGGGAGCUGAUGACCCUCACCACGUUUGGCAGCUCUGUGGAGUUUGGCCCAGCAGAAUUCAUCCCCCUGCAUCCAUUAAUAACGUACAGGCAGCCGGUGCCUCAGGUCGCUGACCACACACAGACCAGUGGCUCCCCCACUUCAGAAAGUGACUCAAUGAGGCAGCGCUUUUCCCUGGCAGCCCAUCCUUGCCUACCCUACCUCAUUGUGUCCGAUGGUUACAUGUUUACUGUUCUACGGUUUGCAGAACACGUUUCUGCAUCAACCCUUCUGAAGUCCCUGUUACUGGACGUGACCCAGGGCCUAGAGGAUGUACAGGACCUGCUGCUGAGCACUGAGGGGGCAGACCCGAAGCGCCGGAUACCACUCAUGACUUCCCUGAGCAGAAGUGUCCUACAGGGAUGGGGAACACAGGAUCCUGGAACGUGGACACCCCCUCCAUUCUUAAAGGACCGAAAAUCAGAAGACGAUGAGGCUGAGGAAGGUGAUGAAUCUGAAGAUGAUGCUCCAUGCCCCAGGGCUCACAGCAUGAUGGACCAGGGCCACCUGGAAUUUGCCUCCAUGUUUGACACCCUCCAUGCCAAGCAGGGUGAACAGGCCAACCAGCUGGAGGCCAAGCUGGGACAGGUUCAGAACAGCCUGUUGCUGGCCUGGAGUUUGGGGAUGUCCAUGAAAGAGGUUGAGGGCAGGCACCUGCUCAUGCAGUACACAGUCCGUGCCAUAUUGCAGUUUGCCCGCCUGCUUCCAUUUGUCCCGGCCUCUGUGCCGAGCUCAGUGGUAAAUGUGAAGGGUAAACUGGUGAGCAAAGCCCUGAGAAGAAGCUCUGGCAUUUACCGGACCCUGCAGCUGCUGCAGUAUUGCCUGACUGUGCAGUACUGGGACUCGGUACACAAACAUUGCCUUGCUCACGUGGUGAGCCUCUCAUCCGGCAUUGUGAAAUUAAUCCUCUCAGGAAAGUUGGGAGUGUCACCCUCCUCACAGUCACUCCUGAGCAGCCUUCUGGUGCUCAAGCUGUCUUCUCUCCAUCUAAAUGCAGUGUAUUCUCUGCAGGCUGAGAACACACAACGCUCCCAGAAUGCUGUGUCCACCUCCCUCCGAGCAGCAGAUCCUGAGAACAAGCUUUGCAAUCUCACACUAACAGAGCUGCCUUUUCAGACCAUGCAAACUGCCCAGGCACCAUCACACAGGCUAGCUUUUAUCUGGCGACUCUUGUACCAACAUGUGUUGCAACAUCAUUCCCAUCUCCGGAAACUCCAGAGACAGUCAAACAGAGGCAGCACCAGGAAGAAACUUAAUCGUGAAUUGGAUAUCCUAACAUCAGUCCUUUCCCAGGCUCAGGCUGCCAUGCAGACAAUGGGAGAGAGACUGGGAACACAGCGGCAACUCAAACCAUUCAUGGGUGAGGAGCAUUUCCUUUUGGGUUCCUACCUGGAGUCUGUGCACAUCUGGAAGACCGCCAUGCAGGAGGAGAUAGGCAGUGGAGGAAAGAGACUGGUCUACCUACAGACUAGAUACAGUCUGGCCAUUCUCUACACUCACCUGUACCUGUACAACCUGAGUGCUGCCCAAGACCUCUGCGAACAGCUUCUGAGGCACAUGCUGAGUGCAGAGCAGACAAGUGUCUCCCCAGGCCUGGGUAUUGGCGAUGUUGCUGCUGUGGCAGUACUUCAGUCUCUGUCUCGAUUCAUGGCCCUCUAUUUCACUAACCAGCCUCUCUAUGUGCUGCCCCCUCACCACAUCGACGUACUGCCUCCCCUGCACUUCAGACCUGGUUGCCUGCCCCGGCUGGUCCCCGUCGAUCGGUCCCGUGUAGCCGCAGCAGUGCGUGAGCAGCACCUGUCUGCCAUCUGGAGUGUGGAACGUGCAGUGGAGCUGAUGCUCAUUGCCAGGCUCCUCCCUGAAGCUGUGUGGGUGGCACUGAGACUCGGUGACUGGAAGGCUGCAGUGGUGCUGGGCCUGGCUUUCAAUCUGUAUGAGAAGCGGAUUCCUCCGUACGCCCGAAGUCAUUGGAGAUCACUCCAUCUAACAAGAGAACUUCAUCCAUCCCAGAUCUUCCAAGAUAAACUCUGGGCACUGUUGGGUCAUGCACCAAAGGCAGAUGUGGCUUUGCCAGAUUUAACCAUGGCUCCGGGUGCCGGCACCAAGCUGUUGACAGAUUCCAUCGAGGAGGAGGACACUGAAGUAAUGUUCAACUCAGUACAGGAAAUCCUAAAGGCAGCUGUGAUGGCAGAUGCAGACGUGCUCUCAGGGACCUUUGACCUUCUGAUGCAAACGGUGAAGGGCCUUGCUGCGUGGCUACCCGGGCUGGUGCCUGAUGGCUUGUACCUGCCUGCUCCUCCGCUGUAUUGCCCUCAGCCAGCUGUGCUCAGUGAGGCUAGCGUGGAGGACCUCAGCUUAUCCAGAGAGAGAGGAAGUCGGCAGAAACUGUCAGGAGUCCUGCAGCGAGUCCUUCUGCUGCUGCGGGCUGCCCGGUGUUCCCUUCCAGCUGCUCGCUGGUACAUUGGGAAACUCCAACACAGCCGAAAGAUCAUGAACAAGAUCAGGAAGAAGUCUGGUCUUGGUCCACUUCGUCCCUUCCCUAACUCUCUGCUACAGUACAGUAAAGCCCAGAGUAGCUUCUUCAGGCCAGGAGCCAGGGACCACGGACACUCCGAUGUCAUCUCUGUGAAGGUUGUUGGCUCCUUCCGUGACCUCUGUGCGUUGUGUUGGAUGUUCCACGUCCGCGAGCAGCUGAGCGAGAGGUGUCGCAGGUUCCAGGCAGCCAGAGACAGUGCCAGAUCCUCUCAGGACAGUGAGCUGGCAGCUGAGUACGAUGCCGCUGUGGUUGACCAUUGCCUGGCAUCCCUGGAGUGGGCCUGUCGAAUGCUGCCCUUUGCCAGGUUCAUGAAUGUGGAAGAGCUCAUACAGGAUAUCGUUCUCAGCCUGGUUAAUGAACUUCCUCCCAUCAAGAAGGUGGCUGAAAUUGUGCUCAGGGCCUUUCCUGAUGCAGAAGAUGUUCGGGUGCCUUUGAGAGACAAGUACCACACGUUGCAGCAGCGUUUGCGACACAGCAUAGUGCAAGGCCCCAGUGGAGAGGAGAUGAUGUCAGUGGUGUUGCAUGAACUGCACCGGCAGAGGAUGAAGAUGUCGAGACGGGUGGUGCAGAAUAUCGGCCCCAGAGAGCUGCAUAUAUGGGAACGGGCUGAAGAGGGUUCGAGAGAACGAGAGGAUGAGGUGCACGACCAGUUCUCUUCAGGGACCAGUCUGAGCAGAAGCACUCUGACAGACACCUGGAGAUCGCAGACCCAGAGUGAAGGGGACACAACAGACAAUGUGUCAGUGGAGCUUCACGACAUGAGCAAGCGGCAGGGCAGUGCCUGGCAGCAAGCAGGCACCAUGGCCAGGGACACACAGUCCAGUCAGCAAGGGACAUUGGGAGCCAGAGAUGAUGGUCCAGAGUACAGGGAGUCCAGAACGUCCCAAAUCGAUGGGGAGAUAGGGGAUGACGAACCUCAGCCGCCCCUGGUGGGGUCAUGGGAGUUUGAGCUUGAUGACGAGGAGUACGUGGACUUUCUGGAGCUGUUCCUGACCUACCUGUUGGAGAGAGAUCAGGUCGUGAAUGAGGGCCCCAACAUCCCACUGCUGACCAGCUGCUCCAAAUACCUGAGGGAACAGGAACUCAACUCGCUGGCUUUCCAUGUCCAGGGCACCCUAAAGCGGCGACAGGGCAGACUUAGAAUGUCUGAGGACACUUUCAUAGCAAGGAGUUCUUCUAGCUUAACAUCUGAACUGCCUCAGAAUGAGAGCGUGAGCUGUGGGGAAAGGACAAAGGCUACUGUCUUCUCCCCUGUUCCAGGCACACCCCACUCCAUCAGCCGCCCACCAGUGCCUCCUGCUGAGGGCAGUCUUCACAGCUGCUUUCCUGCUGUCAUCACUCAGGGUAGGGGCAGAACCAGGGGUUUGUUUGGUUCAUGGCCGCAGGCUGUAUCCGCUCCACAAGAUGUGUCCAGGCAGUGGGGUACACUGACCGACAGUCUGCUGGCCCCUGAGUGUCUGUCAAUGACAUCCCUGUUGAACCAGGACCUCACUCCUGAUUUGGAGGCUAGGUUUCCAGACAUGGCCAAACUGCUGGAGUGGAUGGUUCGAUGGUCAGACCGGAAGCUGCUGUAUGGGCCGCACAGAGUGGAGAUGCUGCCCGUCCACAGCUCUGCCAUCCGAGUGAGGACGUCUGUGACUGCCAUCCUUCACUCCCUGUGGCUGCUGGAUAAGAGCCUGGACAUUGACACGUCUCGCCUGAAUACCUACAAGGACUCUGAAGAGGAGCAAGUUACAAAUUGUGUCUGCCAGCCCAAGCUGAAGUUGGGCAGGAAUGUCGGUUCCUCUGGGAUACCCAAGGUGGGGUGUGGCAUUGACAUUGGCAGAAAUGUUGAACCUUUCCAGCAGUCAGAUCAUGCAGAAGCCGUUCAGGUGCUGGAGUCUGGUGAUGCGGAUCUCCAUGGUAGACAGGAUAUGACAUCAGAUUCUGACAGCAGAACUGAUGAAGAGGAGUCAGGGGCUGGUCCAACAUCGCCUCCUCUGGAACAAGGUGCCAAGCUCUCUACAGCCAGAGUGGACGCGGAGGAUGAGGGGGAGCCAGGACUGUGCACUUCCUUCAGCCCUGAUAUAUCCAUCAGCAUCACACCCAAGCCUAGGGCAAGGCUCAGAAACAGGGUCAUGGUGGAUGCAGAGGGUGCCCUGGAUGAGCCAGUCAGGAAGGACCUUUGGGAAAAGUUGGACAUAUCCAUAGGCAUGGAUCCCAGAGAUCAUGGAAAACAAGUAGAUAAUCCCAAAGGAGCAGAUCGCAGCAGGAGGAAGAGUAAACCCAGGGGCUUACGUCACAGACAGAAGGAAAAUAAACUCACAAGCAGAGAUCCUAAAGAGCAAUUGGAUAAUCCCAGGGGCUCUGGUCCCAAAGAGCAGACAGAUGAGUCCAGAGACUGGAUGCAUAAGCCCAUAGACACUGAUCCCAGAGAUGGAAUGGAUAAGCCCAGGGGCCCUGAUUCCAAACAGCAAGUGGAUGAGCCCACAGACCCCGAUCCCAGGGGUCAAAUGGAUGAGCCCAGGGGCCCCAAUUCCAGACAGCGAACGGAUGAGCCCACAGACCCCGAUCCCAGAGACUGGAUGUAUAAGCCCAUAGCUGAGGCUCCUGGUCAGCGAUUGAAUGGACACAAGACUGCAAGCUCUGACUGGGUGUAUCCCUCCCUGGAGCAGGCUGAUUCAGGAGGUCAGUCCAUGUCUGGACAGGUUACUAAUGACUGUGAGGAGACCCCUGUCACCCAGGCCACGGCAACGAUGUUCCAAGGAACCACCACCUCUGACGUCAGACAUUUUCUUCAUAGUGAGAUGUUUAAACUGGUUCAGCUUCAGCAAAUGAGCUUCAUGAGCCUGAUGCAGGCGGUUGGAUCGUCGUUGCUGCAAGUACCUGGCUCUCAGCCAUCAGGGUCCAUACCCAGCCACAUCAUUGCUCCAACAGCACCUCAUCCCAGCAUGAACCCACCUCCCACCAAACACGAGGCUGCCCCAGGAGAACAGGAGUGCAAGCGAGUACCUGUGGAAGACUGUCUAUCCCUUCAGAGACCCAGCAGCCUACCAGAAGAAAGAACUGUUCAGCACAGGAGCUCAGAGAAUUUACCAGCCCACCCAAGGCCUGAAGACGCUGGUGUGGGUGGAAGACAAUGGCUCCCUAAGGUUCUGCAUACAACUCUGCCCCAGCCUCUACUCCCAGGCAGUCAUGGAGCCCCCUGGCAGCCAAUUCCCAGGCCCUGUUCCAGCCCUGGGCUCCCACUGUUGCACCUGCCACCCCAGGGUCAGCUGAGACAUCCCCCAUUCACCAUCCCUCCGCCACGAGAAGCCUGGGCACCCCCUACCCUUGGGUCACAGCCCUCCAUUCCCCCUCACCUGAACACAGCUGCAUACAAGACAGAGAUGCCCAGCCGGGCUGAGGAUGGUGGGUGGAGGGAGAGCCUGACCAGAGACCAGCUCUCACUGAGGGCAAGAAGACCCCGGAGCCUCCCUCCACACAGCCUAUACCCCCCGCGGCGAGCCCUGCCUCUCCUCCACCUCCCUCAGCCUGCACACACCCCACUCUUCCCACUCUCUCUGGCCCACUGUCUCCCCGCACAACAGAAGCUUCCAGCAACCCCACUCUGCUACAACAACCACUGUCUGGAACCCCAGGUGUCUGUGCUCCACCCACCAAGGUUGGUCCCAGCUCAGGACAUUAUUGCCUUUGAACAAGGCCGUCUGCACCGAGCUCAACAAAGCCCAGGAGGGACACGAGCUGAAACCUUCCACCUGCUGAGGGUGAAUCUGCAGCCGUUCGAGCCCAGCUCUCAGCGCAAUGAGAAACAGAGGCUGAGGCGACGAGAGAGACGAAGAACAGAGAAGACAGUUCAUAAAGCAUCACAACCCAAGCAAUCUGUGAGCAACCCUGACCCACCCUCUCCCCCUGCCGAAAGCAGAAAGGAACCAGUCGAUGUUCCACCUGAAACAGUCAAUGUUCUGCCUGAACCUGAUCCUUCAGAAUGUGGGACCAUCCCGCGAGGUCCGAGUGUUUCCUUCCAGUCUGACCAGGACUUGCCGAGCUACCCCUUUAUAACUGCUGCGGAACUGCACUGCUUUGCAUCCACCAGGAAGAAUGCUGAGGAGAGGAGGGACGCCAGUACCAACACGGAGACCCUGACCCAGACAUCCACAGCUCCUAAAUCGUACCGGGAUGCUGGGAUUCUAGCCUGCUCUGAGACUGAAAACCAUCCACCAACCGCCGCUGCAGCUCCUAAAUCAUACCAGGAUGCUGGGAUUCUCGCCUGCUCCGAGAUCGAGGACCAUCCACCGGCAGCCGCUGCAGUGCCACAGCCUCGGACUGGUGAGCCUCAGUUUCAGGUCCUGCCUCCAGACGUCAUUGUGAACCUCCGGUUUCCAGGUGAAGAAUGCCAGGAAUCUCAAUUCCUACCCACAUCUGAGCAGGCUUUGCCCGGUCACAGCUUCCUGACAAUUGCUGACAUUGAUGCCAGCGAGCUGCUGCCCAAUCUGCCAACCAGCGCUACCGAGACCGAACCACUGCCCUCAGCACAGGAUGAGCCCUUGUCCAUUCCUGCUCUACACAUGAUGGCUGCCUCAGUGACGAAUGCUGCUCCAAUGAGCACUUGCCUGCUGCAGGAGAGCCCAUGCGGUGGCUCAGCGCAGUCCAGCCACGAGGGCUGCGAGCAGCAGCUGGCUAUGGAUGAGCUAACACAGAAACUCUUACAAAAGAAGAACUCCCCAGCAUGGGCACCCCCCCAAGCCUCUACCCGUGUUACCCACCAGGUCACAGCCCAGCUGAGUGAGAUGGAACUGCAACUCAGUGCCCUGCAGGACAUUGCCAUAAGCAUGGAGCAGGAUUUUGCCAACACCAAAAUGCUGAUAAACACCAUCGAGCACCUGGGCUGUGCAGUCGAUCUGCGGGGACCAACAGACCACUCCGAUUCACCGCUGGCACAGGUAGAUUUGUGCGUGACCUGUGAGCCAGCUGAGGAGGAGCCUGUGGACCGGUGUCCCCUGUGUGAAGCUGCCGGAUCCUGCCAGAGCAGGUGUCCAGUCCUGUCCACCCAACCCCUCACAGGCCAGGAGGCAGCUGAGGCAAAGCGGACCACUGGAUGCUGUGAACACUGGAGCUCAAACCGACGUACCAAUGGCGGAUCUCCGCGAGUACUGGCAGCAGCAGCAGCUACCCUGGGAUCCAGGGGGGGUGAUGGCUCGGCCCAUCUCUCCUCCUGGUCACCUCUCACCCCAGUGUCGCCUCUCAUCCAGGAGGAAGCAAGGGGCAAGAUGGUGCGAGGAGGACAGGACCACCGCUCAACACCCGCUGAUAACAGUCGGCGGUGUGCUGAUCACAGUGGACCAAUCGGAGAAACAGAGAGAGUCCCGGACGAGCGGCUCGAUCUAAGUGGGGUCAGCGAUAUCAUUGGCGAUCUGCUCAAUGAGGGCAAACUCUCCGCAGAGGCCAUGGGACUGAGCCAGGGGCAGGCCCAGUACCUUUCCAGAUGCUCCAAGGUUCCAAAGAGAAGUGAACAGGAACGGAAGGAGAUCCAGGAGUGGAUGAUACGCAAGAGGCGGCAGAGACUUGAAGCUUAUCUGGGGAAUCGGAAUGAAUUGAAGGAAAGGGAACGAAGACCGUACGUUAUAAAGGAUAAGAGGAAAACUUUCAGCAGCAGAGAAAUCAAAGAAAAUCAGAAGAAAACAGCAAUGAGGAAAAGGGUUACUCUGGUAGAGAACCGUGAGCAGCGAACUCGCGCAGCCCUGUCCCUGAUGAACGAGAUGUUGUCUGACUCUGCUCAACUUUUCGGUGCUCAGCCCAGGGCUCGAGCUGAAGGGCCCGACAGGACUGCUGAGCGGAGCCAGGGCCGACCGGGCAGCUCAGCACAGGGGAGGGGAGCUGCCUCCCACAGUAUGUCGGCCUCUGGAAGACGUCACAGCUUCUCAGGCACCUUCUCCCUGGGACGGGCCUGUCCAGUCUCUUCACCAGGACAGGGGCACCAACCGGGUGGGCCCAUGCUCCAGGAACACCUUCCUGAUGAGGAUCAGAGCGACUCCGACUCGCUGUCACCAUGGAGCCCCCCGGAAUAUAUCCAGGAUAUCCUGGACCGGGAGACUCAUCCCUUCCUACAGGGAGGUGACAAGGAGGAGAGGGUGCGUGCAGCCGAGCAGGACCUGUGCGAGGUUCAGUUUGACACCACUGACACCAUCCUGUGUAGCCUGGACUGGAACGUCGUUAACAACAUGAUGCUGCUGCGAGUGUCCAGUGAUGUGGACUUGGUUUUCUAGAACAGCAGCACAAGGUCUGCUGGAGAAUCAUCUACAGGCCACUAGGCUGGCAUCAAACUACUGCUUCACACCAAACCUAGACAGGAUUGUUUCCGUGGAAAAAUCAGUCCUCAGCCUUUUGUCCCAAAUAAAAACUAACAUUUCCAGAGAGAGUUCUGGGAUUAAUUUUAAAGGGUCGCCAUUAACCUUCUGGGUUGAAAUCUUCACACUCGAAUCCCCACAUACGAUGCUAUCAUCAGAAUAAAACUCUCUGUGGCAGGACACUGCUGCUACAUGAUUCAAAGAGCAAUUUUAAUAUUUUUUAUAGUAGGACAAUAUUUUCAAAGAAAGGUAACUUGAGUGCUCCAGAUUCCUGCUUCUACGGUCUCCUGUGUGCCCAGAUCCUUUGGCAGGUUGGGUCAGCUAGAGACUGACUGAAUGUCUGCAGCGGUGGGCUGUGUGACAGAAGCUGUGCUGACGCAGUCCUGCCCCCACUCAGUGUCCUGGGAGAAAGAUGAGUCAUAGUGCGUCUCCUAAAAACUCUCUAUAAUUUGCACAUUAAGGAUUCUGUUUAACACUAUCACCAAACUGGACAUCUUAUAAAAGAAAUCACAACACUGGGAAAAUUAACAGUAAUAGUCAGCGUGGUUUGGGUCCUGAGUGUUGCUCUGAAGUCAGACUUCUGUCUUCCAUUCAAAAUGAUGUGAAUGGUUUAUCUCUCUCCACAUCCUGCAGGAUAUAGUAAUGUAAAAGGUGACAGCAAUGGAGAGAAAUUUCAGUAGGGAAUGCGCAUUAUCCCAGUGAAACAUGCAGAAAAAACCUGAAGGUCAAGGCCUGCAUUCAACACUCCUUUGUCGACAUCUUCUGAAUAGAUUACGGAACCUUUUCUUCCCACUUCAUUUAUGUCUUUUACAUUUGUUUCUCAUCUGGAACUGCUGGAGCCCGUGCUUUGCUGUUUGGAGAUCGGUUGGGGGCUUCAGCACUCUACAGUCUCUGAGAUUACAGGAGACAAAGGCAGCAUGAGUGCACCUCACGGUGAGAAGGCUGCAGGCCAAUGUUUGACCCCAUUUCACCAAUUAAAGCGACGAGGUUGACUGAAACACCAAGGAGAGUGCGAAAUUUUGGAGGUUGUUAGGGUGGUCCAGCACUCUGCAGUCUCUGAGAGGAUUUCAGGAGGCAGCAUCACCAACCUCGUAGCAGACAAGCUGCAGGAUGCAGCAAAGCUGAUGUUUGGCUGCAUUUCACCGAUCUGAGCUCCAACCGAAGCAACAAGGGCGAUUGAGGUGUCGAAGCCAGUGCAGAGGGUGAGCAGCAGCCGCUUGUCUUUUGAUCAGUACCGGAGAGGGAAUGGCCUGUUGCUGCUUCUGGGCUCAGUGAGUAUUAUCCAGGUUUUUUUGGAUUUGGACUUUGGACUAUAGAUUUUGUUCUUCAGUCUUAUAGCUUUUAUAUUCUAUGUUUUAUCGCCUGAUCUGUCUUGGUCAUUUUUUUUGUUGAGGGGGAUUUGGGGACUGACAUGCCUACUUCAUUUUUGUUUGUUUUUUUACAGAGAGGUGGGAUUUGGGGGUUGAUGAUCACGUUGCCUUUCUUUUCGUGCUUGGUUCCAUGGCUACUCGGAGAACUGAAGAAUUUUGGAGUUGUAUACUUUGAUAAUAAAAUGAGCCUUUGAACUUCAUA